AUGAACGCCAAUCCGUUCUAUACGCAACUGCAGCCGGAGUAUACUUGCUACGGUUCACAGCAGCCGUCCGCAGGUUCGGGGUUUUUGCUUCCCACGGGUCAAAUUACUGCGGCGGGAUCCGGACCCACAAGCUUUUUGCCUUACCUUUGUGUGCCAUCCGGCAUGCAACUGCCGCAAGACCAGAAAAAACAGAUGCCUGAAGGCAGCAUGGCGUCCUCUGGUUGUACGUUGGGUUCAACUCCAGCUGAAGCAAAGGAUGGGGAACUCACCACCACUCCUUUUUCCGGAGCAUUACAUGACAUGUCCAAUUCAAUCUGGGCAAUGCAGGAACCAGUUUCCUCUAAAGCUGUAUCACUGCCGAGCCUGAGUUCUGGUAGCUCGUUGAACUACUCUUUCUUGGGCACUAAUUGCAUGAUUUCAACAUACAACGCGCCUGUAGCCACACCUGAAACCUCUAAUCAAACAUACCUCUACCCGGUUUCUAUGAAGACCGAGGAGAAUGGGCAGACUUUUAUGCUUUUUCCGUCUCGGAACAAGGAGGUGCCCGACCCCGUGAGCCCUGCGUACUAUUUUUUGGUGAACUCUCCUCAGUCACUUGGGCCGCUUCAAUACACAACCAGUACGAUGCAACCUACUCAGCCUAAUCCGAUGGUUUUUGGAGCCAAUGCAUCAGCGGUGCCGAAGAACUCACGUAAUGCACCACAGCAGCCCUCACCAUUCCAAAUGCCUACAGGACAACAACCUCCACCUGUUUCCAACAAUUUUGGUAUGCCGUGGCCGCCUCAUUACACCUCCAACAUGGCAGCAAUGACAGCAGGGGUAUAUCCCAGGAGAAUUGAAAAUCCUAAAGUGCCGCAUAAGGAUACCUCAGCCUUUACUGCGCAUGGUCAGCAACGAGCCAACUACACAAACACGGCCUGCCCUCCGUCACUAAAUUUAAUGCCAUCCCCAAACUUGGGCGGGAAUCGACGUCAGUCGAGUGGUUGCUCACAUAGCGGCAAUGCUACGGUGCAGAGUAAAGACAGCAGAGAGAGUGGCAACAGCGUUAACGCCACCGCCACUUCUGGUGGCAGUGGUAGUCAAGAACUAGAGCGUCAGGGGGGGUUGCCGUACGAUGAGGAUCCUACGCCUAUUGAUAUUACCAAAACGCAGCUUAUCGUGAAUUUUUUACCUCAGCUUUUAACCGAUGAGGGUUUCCGUGAACUGUUUACCCCUUUUGGCGAGAUACACACGAAACCAACAAAAAUUAUCUACGACCGGGGGGCCCGACGGGGCAAAGGUUAUGGGUUUGUGUACUACAAAGAUGGACGCAGCACGGAGGCUGCCAUCAAAACCGUAAACGGGUUGUCAUUGGGUGGUCGUCGGCUGAAGGUUCGAUAUGCCGAUCAGCAACGAAGAAAGAUUGAUUGUGAUAGUUGCGAGGGCGAUGAAAAAGACGAAGAAAACGAGGAACUUCACGAGGAGCUUGAGCGGCAAGAAAAGGACCUCGACAGCCGCAGUGGUGUUCAAUAA
This is a messenger RNA of Trypanosoma rangeli, 1512 nucleotides long. RefSeq names its product RNA-binding protein 4. Gene Ontology annotation, cellular component: ribonucleoprotein complex. The record is from RefSeq and is a predicted model, not a curated record. The transcript has a single exon. Gene Ontology annotation, molecular function: RNA binding. NCBI's taxonomy places the organism in Eukaryota, Euglenozoa, Kinetoplastea, Trypanosomatida, Trypanosomatidae. The coding region runs from base 1 to 1512 and encodes 503 amino acids.